Dermacentor silvarum is the source of this 1531-nucleotide messenger RNA. RefSeq lists its product as uncharacterized. Bases 99 to 1400 code for a protein of 433 amino acids. The record is from RefSeq and is a predicted model, not a curated record. Lineage: Eukaryota; Metazoa; Arthropoda; Arachnida; Ixodida; Ixodidae. The transcript has 2 exons.
GACCGACGCUCGCGGCUGCGUUCCGAGCGGCUCGCGCUUUUGGCCGGGUCCCCGCCGAGGAUCGUCCAGCUGACGCAGGGAUCGCAAGACGCACGACGAUGCCGGCAGGGACGUCGCUCGGCACACCGCUGUUGCGGUUCCUGGUCGUCCUCAAUGCGGCGGUCUUCGUCAGCAGGGCCAGCAACGAGGUUGGCGCGCACUCUGCUCACGGCGUAGACCCGAGACUGGAAGCCCUUCUCGGGGGUCCUGGUGCGAGCUUUCCGAGCUUGAAGAUCUUCGGAAUCAAAUUGCCGAGUCGAAAGGCGGUAGAAGUCUCCUCUUUUAAGGUUCACAUGGACAGCUCCAUGGGCUCGAAACGCCCGAAGAAGCGCGCCCAUACCGACGGUGGAGCCCCCGAACGCAAGCACCGCAAAGGAUCGCGUGGACGACGUCCGCCGUACAUAGUCGUCGAGUCCACGAGCAAUGGCGAGGUUCUCGGCAAGUCCCUGCUGCGGAAUCCUUUCUUCUCCGACCUCUUCAAGUUGCACGGCUACCCCACUAGCGAGAACAACAGCGUCGUGGGUCCCCGCUACGUCGUGAACAGCGGUGUCGGCCACAAGAACAAGAGCGUUAAUCCCCUCAUCAUCAUCGUUCGCCGGCGCUCGGCGCGAAACGAGUCCGAGAGAUCUGCGGAGAGGUUGCUCGGCACCAAGGUAGCGGAACUGCACCAACCUGGCGGCCACGAGUCCAGGGACGAAACCGAAAGCCGCCAGAGGGCGGCUGCCGAAGCGGCGAUCAACAUCAUCAAGAAGGUCAUCCUGAACAAGAUGAUGUCUUCGAGUCGCUCGGGCGGCGACAAGUCGAAGCCCUGUAAGAAUGGCUCUGCUCUGAACGCCGCGAUCAUCUCGCCGGCGAUGUUGUGGCCCCGCAAGCAGCAGUUUCCUCCGGUCUUCUUCGAAGAAAGUGGCAAGGGCAGCUACAGGCGCGCCGCGCCGGUUAUGCCCAAGAUCGAGGUUUCCUUCGAGUUCCAGGAGGUCAGGUACGGGGGUGGCGCUGUGUCGGGAGCAGGCUCGGCGGCGGAUCUACUCUUCCCUGCUUCGCCGUACGACCGCCGACCUCCGGACGCGACGGUCGCCUACGGGGCGGUCCUUGUGAUCAGCAUGAUAGCGCUCCCGAUCACCAUCAUCGGCCUACUCCGAGUGCUCAGCCGUUACCCGAGAGCGAUGACGGGUGCCAAGAAGACGAUCUUCAGGUUGCCCUGCGAAGCACCCGUGUACGCUCGAGAACCCGAGCCCAACACCAAGGACCUGAACAUCACGGGAUCUCUGCUGGAAGAUCCUAUCUCCAUCACGGUCAACAGCUACUUUCCCGGCACGCCACGGCCAGCUUUGGUGCAGCCGCCCAAGCAAACCACCGUAUAAAAUUGAGAGAGACAGAGAAUGGGGAACAAGAGGGGGGGGAGAAAAUAGAGAAAGCGGUUGCUUGUGAGGACUUCUGUUUUUUUUUUUUUUUUCUCUCUGCCACAUUUACCACCAAUGAGUGCCGGGAUUUU